Molecule: messenger RNA, 2017 nt
Organism: Tetrahymena thermophila SB210
Lineage: Eukaryota; Ciliophora; Oligohymenophorea; Hymenostomatida; Tetrahymenidae
Product: splicing factor u2af large subunit
Exons: 6
Cellular component (GO): commitment complex; U2AF complex; nuclear speck
Molecular function (GO): poly-pyrimidine tract binding; pre-mRNA 3'-splice site binding
Source: RefSeq, a predicted model, not a curated record
GUUUUUUCAGAAUAUUAUAAUUGAAAUUUUACAGAUUAAAAUUAGUUAAAAAAAUAAAGUAAAUUCUGAAAGCAAAAAUGAGUUUUCAAAAUCAAGAAAUUCACGAUGACUUGAAUGAAAUGUAAAAGCUAACUGAAGCAUAGGAAGAACAAUUCAAGCAACAAAAUGACAAUGACUAUGAUUAAGUAGGAACAAGUGGUUAUUAAGAAAUAAUCAAAAGAUCAAGAGAAAAUUCGAUAGAUUCAGCCCGUUCGCGCUCAAGAUCAAUCAAUGAAAGAAAGAGAAAUUAUAACAGAUAGCAAAAUAGCAACGAAGAAGAGAGUCCAAGUAAUAUAAAUCAAAAUAGCAGGCCUGUUGCUUAGAGAAGCAAUCAUUUCUUUGAGUAAAAUGAUGAAUAGAAUGAAUAAAAUUUAGGAGAAAAUGAUUUGAAUAGUAACAACACAACUGGAGUUGAUUUUAGUAAAAUGAAUUUCAACUAAAGUUUGUAAUAACUUUAAGAGAUGGUCAAUAAAGUAGAAGUACCUGUGAUUAAGUUAGAUAACUAAUCAGGAUAUCGUCACGCUAGACGUCUUUAUAUUGGUAACAUUCCUGAAACUAUUAAUUAAGAAUAUCUAAGUGAAUGGCUUUAUCGUUCUCUUGAAGCAGCUGGAGGUCUUUAGCCUUCUUUGCCCUCAGAAAAUCCAAUAGUAAAAUGUGAAAUUGAUCCUAAAGGAAGGUUUGCAUUUACUGAGUUAAGGUCAAUUGAAGAAACCACUGCUUUGCUUCAAUUAGAUGGAAUUAUUUUGUGGCACAGAUAAUUAAGAAUAAGAAGACCUACUGAAUAUGAAAAGUUCCCUAAGGUUCAAGGACAAUUUGAAGCUAAUAUUCCCAAAUUGAAUUUCGAUCUUUUCAAAACUGUUGGAAUAGUAAUUAUUCCUACUAUUGUUGAUGAUGGUCCUAACAAGAUAUUCUUGGCUAACUUGCCCACUAAGAUGGAUGAGUUAAUGAUUUUAGAUGAAUUAAAACUUAGAGAUAUGGGUGAAAUUAAAGCAUUCCAUUUAGUUAAAGAUAAUCAAACUAACUAAAGUAAGGGAUAUGCCUUUUUUGAAUUCAAAGAUCCUUCUCUUACUGAUAAUUGUAUAGAGACAUUACAUGGUAUGCAAUAUGCUGGUAGAACUCUUACAUGCAAGAGAUCUUAAAUAGGAGGCUUAGGCAAUAAAUAAAUGUCAACAGGAAACAAUAAAUAAAACAAUAAUAGAAAUAGCAAUCAGUAAAAUAACUUAGGUGGUAAUAAUAACAUGCAAAGAUAGAGUUUCUCUUCAGAAAAUAUUGAUUCUAUAUAGGGAUAAAACUAAUAAGGUAUCAAUGAAGGCAGUGGAUUCUUUCCCAAUUACUAAUCAAACACACAAGGUGGUGGAAAUAACUAAAACAAGGGUAUGAACUAAAAUUAUCAAAAUAAUGGCAAUAAUCAUAACAACAAUAAUAAAAGAGGAAGAAACUUUGGAAAUUAAAAUAACUCAAAUAACAAUUACUACAAUAAUAAUGGGGCAGGAAUGAAUAAUGGUAAUAACAAUAAUAAUGGAAACAAUAGAAGAUUCUAAAAUAACAACAAUAUGAAUCACAAUUAGUAAGGUUAGUUUACAAACGGAGGAAAUAAAUUCAAUAAAGGGCAUGGUAACAACAACGGAAUGAGUAACAAGAAGUAAAAUUAAUGGAACGGUUAGCAAAAUAAUUAAAUCCCAAGCUAAGAUAAUUAAACUGGUAUCUCCUCUGAUGGAUAUUAUGAAGGAAGUAGUAGCUAAAUUGGCUAAUAAUAUGAUGUUAGCUAAAUGUACAACUAUCAAUAAUCAUAACAAGGAUCUCAUUAUAUGAUGCAAGACUAAUCUAAUCCUUAUUAAUGAAAUAAAAAUUCCAACAAUUUUAAAAGCUAAUAUUUAAUUAUUUUUAAUUUUAAAUUUACAAGAAUUCUUGUAUUUCCUUUUACAUAAAAAUUAAUUAUGUUUGUAUGUUUGUACAGACUUUAAAUAAGUAAUAAAUU